AUGACUAGUGAAAUUCCAAUCUUACAAAAAGCCAGAACGUAUAGAGCGUCCGAACAGUCCGAGUACCAUAAGUUCUUCAAAGUAACCGACGCAGAAAAUUGGAAUUUUCCUAAAUUCGUUACAUUCUUGAUCAACACUAAGGAUAGUGCCGCAAGACCUAGAAUUGCAGAGAAAGCUUGGUCAACAGAAAUUUCAAAGUUAGCACGCAAUAACUCUAUUCCUUCAUCUAUCCGGAAGUUUACAUCGGAGUUAUUAUCGUACCAAUUCGCGAACAGUAAUUGCACAACCAUCCAAAGUGCAAUCAAAAGCCUCGAAGAGUAUUCCACUUCCAUGCUCAUAAUUGAGCCUAGAAUGACACUUGCAAAACAAGUUGCUAAAGAGUCCGAAGCACUUUGUUCUAUCACCAUAACUGGAAAGCGCGAUCGUGUAUUUUCUUCCUAUAUGUCUGAAGAACUGUAUCCUAAGAAUCAGAAAGUUGAUCAAUAUGAUCCCAUAAAUAAUUUUUUACCUGAUGUAUUUACGUCAAGUUGUCUUUCCGAUGGAUCAAAUGAUGGAACUUUUGGAUCGCCUAAAAGGGCUACAUCAAAACGAGAUCAAGAGAAUGAUGAGGAGCAAAAACAAAAAAAGAAAGUUUGCCUUCAUAAGGAAAAGUCAAAGAAAACAUCAAGAAAAAGGGGUAAUAUAUUACCUGACGGUACCAAAAUUGAGAAGGCGGCUCCACUGAAUCUCUCACCUUCAGACGAGAGUGAAGGCGAAGUAAACGAGGACAAAGAUGACGAAGAUGAGGAAAAUGAUGUUGUUCCUAGUCCGGAUGGAAUUUUUGAUUUUCCCUCUAGCAACUUGCAGAAAUGGAGUCUUCCUUCAGGCGAAUCUGUUGAAGGUAUCUUUGCAACAAACAUAUCCGAAAGUUCAAAAUCAUACAAACAGAAGAAAAGGCCAACUUUUGUAGAAAAGGCAAUCCUGCGAUAUGGUGCGUCAAGGAUUAUAGAUUUGUCCGCGCAAAUGAGAAGUUGGUUCUCUCCUACUGACAGGCAGUUCAUGGUCAAAGAUUAUGAAGCGUUUCUCAAAAUUCCAGAGCUUCCUGAUGAAGUUAAUACGUUUAUUUUAGAUGUUGAAAAGAUGGUGCACCAAGGCAGGCCAGAUGCCGCCUUCAAACUAUGCACUGAAAAGUAUAAUAGUUCGCUGAUUAACAGCUGCAUCAACAAGAUCAGUAAGAUUUACGGUGAAUUAACCAUAGAUGGGGACGACAUGCUGGAAUGUGAUUCCAUAGGACAUACCGAAAUUGACAUUAUCGUCAAAGCGUUCUCCUACAUCGUGGACGGGUUAAACAAAACUCUCGGGAUACGACAGAAAUGGGGCGAAUCAUUCUGCCCCUUAAGUAAGUCUACAAAUUUUACCAAGGGUAGAAAAUGUGAUGUUCGUUUCUUGUCUUCAUCGGGAAUGGAUUUGGGGGAGUGGGAGUUUGCGGUGCGUGCCACUUCUGAUAAGACGAUCUCUGAUCGAUGCCGUUCUUGCCGUAUCAAUCAAUCAAUUCUGAAUGGUUUAUUGAGGCUUGAUUGGAAAGACGAACGGGUCAAUUCAAUAAAGGUUCCUUUCAUCCAGUUUGCUGGGGUUAACGGCCAGAUGUUAAUAGAAGAUCAAGUGAACGGGUUCUAUGUCGUCUUUCCGGGACAAAAGUUUCAAUUGCCCACCAAGCUUGCUCAAAUCGAGAAGCUGAAAUCAUCCGUAAAGAUUACCAAAUAUGUCAUGGACAUGUACAAAGAAACUAGCGAUUUGAUAAAUAACCUGGAGGUCGGGUAUCAUGAAUUUGACGGUAUUUUCGGGAUCGAUGAGCCUGACACAAGUAUUUCUGUAAAUUACAAAUCCUGUAUUUGCGAUCCAUGGUGGACUCCAAAAAAACAAAAGCAGUAA
Molecule: messenger RNA, 1911 nt
Organism: Funneliformis caledonium
Lineage: Eukaryota; Fungi; Glomeromycota; Glomeromycetes; Glomerales; Glomeraceae
Source: the annotation of a GenBank genome assembly